GUACUUUCGGAUUUGCUAUUGUGAGACACAAGUCGUCGUACAUUAGUUGCACAAUACGUCCACCACAUAAAUCUGGAUUGCCAUUUCAUCUCAAACAAAAAAAAAGACUGUUGUUUGCGUCAAAGCCAGCGAAAG
Molecule: messenger RNA, 135 nt
Organism: Racocetra persica
Lineage: Eukaryota; Fungi; Glomeromycota; Glomeromycetes; Diversisporales; Gigasporaceae
Source: the annotation of a GenBank genome assembly